Messenger RNA from Saimiri boliviensis boliviensis (Bolivian squirrel monkey), 2416 nucleotides. The record is from RefSeq and is a predicted model, not a curated record. Lineage: Eukaryota; Metazoa; Chordata; Mammalia; Primates; Cebidae.
CGAGAAGGGCGAAGGGCGAAGGCAGGGGAGGGCGCCGUGCACUCGGGCGGGCGUCCCGGAGCGCGACCUCCGGGCACCCGCGCCUGUCCCGGCAGGCGAGCGAGCGCACCCCGCGCACACGCCGCGGGAAAAACACGUUUCCCCGAGAGGCUCCUCCGCUCGUGCCGUCACUCAGGGCACCCCACGCGGCAGGGCACAAAGGAUUUCCUCUCGCUGAAGAGAGCCUGGGGCCUCGUGCCAGAGCCUGGCGAAUCCAACUCGGCGAAAACCCCAGGGCCGCGCAACGAGGGGCUCCCCGCCGGCUGACGCCACCCGCGGGCCCCACAGUCACCGGAUCCCAAAGACCCUGGGGCGCCCCGGGACCUGCCUCGCACGCCCCAGGGCCGCGCCACCGCCCUCGCUGGGCUCGCGCAGCGUCUGGAGGCGCUGCUGCAACAUCCGACCGCGUCCAGUCGCCAUGGAGACCAGGCGUUCACCACAGGACCGCGCGAGGGCGGAAACGGGGAGCGCUUGCUCCGAGACAAGCCCCACAUCGCCAUACCCCUAGGCGCAGGCGCGGGUGUACGCCGGCCUAGCGCGUGCGCAGACGGCACCGCGCCAGACGGCUCGCAGAGCGGGCUUCUAGAAACUUCCGGCCUCGGCUUCUUUACCCACCCCUCACAGUCUGCCACCAGGGGCGCCGAGCAAGUCCGCGGCUUAUGGUUUAGAAAACCGGCGCCUGAUCUGCAGUGGCCUCCCUUCAUCUCCACUUAAUGGCUCUUUGAAAGGCAAAAACUAAAUCAUUUGCGCACGCGGAAUGGCAAGGCCACAGUCAAAGGGAGUAUUUCCCAGUAUGUGGAGUCCUCUCUAGAAGGAUCAGAAGAACACGUAGUUUGCAACUAACUUGGCUUUUGCAAGUCCCGCUUGAACCCCUCAGGGUCUGAAGUACAAAUAGCGCCACAAACGCCGCACUUUCCCACCGCUCCAAGAACGUUACAGCGUCUGCGCAGGGCGUCUGAGGGCCUGCGCCUGCGCCUGCUCUGGCAGCCUUGAAUUGUGGGAGGUGUAGUCUCUUUUGCGCGCCCCACUGUUGCAUCCCAGUUAAGAGCAGGGUCUUUAAACUACUAUUCCCAGAAAGCCGGGGGAGUUUCCCAGGUGACUGCGAAGGCAUGGCAGAGACCCUGUGAAUGUCAGCUCAGAAGGUAAACGUAUAGGCUUGAGUAGGAGUCCGGCCGGAUGUGAGGUGAACCCUAAAGCUUUCCUAAUAGUAGUUAACAUCGUGCCUAAGCGAAACGAUUUUUUGUGAACAUGAUUUGUACUUUUCUACGAGCCAUACAAUAUACGGAGAAGCUGCACAGGUCCUCGGCAAAGCGAUUGCUUUUACCACACGUUGUGCUUAACAAAGCGUGCUUGAAGACUGAGCCCCGUUUGAGAUGUUUUCAAUAUCAAAAGAAAACAGUGCGACCUGGAUGUAUUCUUGGAGUCACCCAGAGAGCCAUCUGGACUCAGGGGCCAAGCUCCCGAAAAGCGAAGGAGGGCAGUGGCAAACAAGUGUCUGUGCACAGGAGUCAGAGAGGAGGAACCGCCAUCCCAAUAGCACAAAAAGUGAAAGAAGCCGGAAGAGAUUUUACCUAUUUAAUAGUGGUGCUCUUUGGAAUCACCAUUACAGGUAGCUUAUUUUACACAAUUUUCAAAGAACUCUUUUCUUCGUCAAGUCCCAGCAAGGUAUACGGGAGAGCCCUAGAAAAAUGCAGAUCACAUCCCGAGGUGAUCGGUGUCUUUGGUGAGCCUAUUAAAGGCUAUGGGGAGGUGACGAAGCAGGGUCGCAGGCAGCACAUCAGUUUCCUUGAAUAUGUAAAAGAUGGGCUAGAACACAUGCGUGUGAAAUUCUACAUCGAGGGCUCCGAGCCAGGGAAGCAAGGAACGGUGCAUGCAGAAGUGAAAGAGAACCCAAAAAGUGGUGAAUAUGAUUUUCGAUACAUAUUUGUAGAAAUGGAAUCCUAUCCUAGAAGAACUAUUAUCGUUGAAGAUAAUCGAUCCCAAGAUGAUUAAAAGAAUAAAGCAAGCAGGUUACAGAUGGAUGCUGGAUGGCGUGGACUCACUACUCUGAUCUUCACAGCUCUCUUCCCAGAAUCUGCUCAAAAGAAAGACAGGAAGGAGUGUAUGGUUUCUAAAGUGAAUCUGAUACAGUAUUUGUUACAUUUAAACAAACUAGACAUUUUCUUUUGGAAAAAUUAUGAAAUAGAGCAUAUGUUAUGUUCUCCCAUUGAAUCAAUCAUGACAGUAUUUCUGCUUUAACACCAUUUUUCCUGAGUAGAAAUGUUUGUUAUUGAAAAUUUUACAUCAUGUAAACAAAGGAAAUAGAUUUUAGUUUUGUAUUAUAGAACUGAAUAAUGUCUCCAGAAUAAAAUUAAAACUAACAAAUAUUUCAUUAGCA